Molecule: messenger RNA, 2373 nt
Organism: Colletotrichum costaricense
Lineage: Eukaryota; Fungi; Ascomycota; Sordariomycetes; Glomerellales; Glomerellaceae
Product: wyosine base formation
Exons: 2
Coding region: 1-2373 (790 amino acids)
Biological process (GO): wybutosine biosynthetic process
Molecular function (GO): FMN binding; 4 iron, 4 sulfur cluster binding; catalytic activity
Source: RefSeq, a predicted model, not a curated record
AUGGCUUCCACUCUUCAGCCCGUAGGCUUCAAGGCCAUGUUGAACGACGUCCACGAUGUUUGGCAGCAAAUUCGCAUACCUGUGAUCUUGUUCACGGCCUUUGGACUCUUGAUUCUGCGCUUCUACCUCCAUUCUAUCGAAGAGAAGAGCGAAUUGAAGGCCCUGCCCAAAGCCUACAAUAGAGAGAAGCCCGAGACGAAGCCUGUGGAGGAGACGAAGAAAAAGGAUGUCAAACCAAGCCCCCCGAGCCCUACUGUCGAGUCGAAAGCGCCAAAGUCGAACGGACCCAAAAGGAUAAAAGGCGGAAUCGUCAAGCGAACUUCUUCUAACGACGCAAAGGGAGAGGCUCUGGUCCGCAAGGUCAGGCCUCUGGUCUUCUUUUCAAGCAUCACCGCAAACACGCCCAAGAUCGCAAAGGGGUAUGCAGAGGGUCUGGAGAAGGAGCUGCAAAAGGUCGCUGCGGAGACCGACUGCUCGUUCAUGGCUCCUGAGGUGCUGGAUCUUGCCGAGGUCGACUUUGACGACUAUUUCAUCACCCCGCCCAAGUCGGAAGAGGACCCCGCGGAUCUCUUUUACCUGUUCCUCCUGCCAAGCUACAACAUCGACACCAUCAACGACACCUUCUUGGAGCACCUUCAGGAGACCCACCACGACUUCCGUAUCGACACCGCGCCGUUGUCCUCGCUGCUCGGAUACUCCGUCUUUGGCUUUGGUGAUAGGGAGGGCUGGCCGACGGAAGAGGAUGGAUUCUGUUUCCAGGCCAAGCAGGUCGAUAAGUGGAUGGCGAAGCUGACGGGCCGGAAGAGAGCCUUCCCUGUCGGAAUGGGCGACACGAAGAGAGACUACACUGAGCGCUUGUCUGAAUGGUCCGAGGGCGUCGUCGAUGUUCUCGGCAUGCUGGCUAAGACUGGCAGCCUGGGAGAAGGACUCCCAGGAAGCGGUGCCCCUGAGGAAAGUGACGAUGAGUCUGCAGCUGAAGACGACGACGAGGUGUUGAUCGAGGAUUCCGAAGUGAAGCCCGAGAAGCUCAAGAGCCGCAAGAACAUUGAUGACGUCGAAGACCUAGGGCGCAUCAUGAAGAGCUCCAACCCCGACGCAGCCACAAACGGCCGCGCAGCUAAAUCGGCAACGGCAACGGCUGGAGCAGCGGCGCCUAUAGCCGUGGACUUUACAACAUACGGCAAGACGGUCGCGAAGAAGACCCCUCUUAACGCCGCCAAGGAGAUGGUCCCCAAGAAUUCGCCCACGUACGCCUCGCUCACGAAGCAGGGCUACUCAAUCGUCGGCUCGCACUCGGGCGUCAAGAUCUGCCGUUGGACGAAAUCAGCCCUCCGCGGCCGCGGCUCCUGCUACAAGUACUCCUUUUACGGCAUCAACUCCCACCAGUGUAUGGAGACGACCCCGUCGCUCUCGUGCUCCAACAAGUGCGUCUUCUGCUGGCGCCACGGCACCAACCCCGUCGGCACGACCUGGCGCUGGGUCGUCGACCCGCCCGAGCUCAUCUUUGAUGGCGUCAAGGCGAACCACUACAACAAGAUCAAGAUGCUCCGCGGCGUACCCGGUGUCCGCGCCGAGCGCUUCGCCGAGGCCAUGCGCAUCCGGCACUGCGCCCUCUCCCUCGUCGGCGAGCCCAUCUUCUACCCUUACAUCAACGAGUUCCUCGGUAUGCUCCACGCCGAGCGCAUCUCCUCCUUCUUGGUCUGCAAUGCCCAGCACCCGGACCAGCUCGCCGCCCUAAAGGCUGUGACGCAGCUGUACGUCUCCAUCGACGCGUCCAACAAGGAGUCCCUCCGAAAGAUCGACCGCCCCCUGCACCGAGACUUUUGGGAGCGCUUCCAGCGGUGUCUCGACAUCCUCAGAGAGAAGCGCUUCAAGCACCGCACCGUCUUCCGCCUGACCCUGGUCAAGGGCUUCAACGUCGACGACGAGGUCGAGGGCUACGCGCAGCUUGUGGAGAAGGGCCUCCCUUGCUUCGUCGAGAUCAAGGGCGUCACCUAUUGCGGCACCUCGACAGCGUCCAACGCCGGCCUGAGCAUGUCCAACGUCCCCUUUUACUGGGAAGUCCAAGAGUUCGUCACGGCGCUGGAGAAGAGGCUCAACGAAAAGGGGCUCAAGUACGGCAUCGCCGCAGAGCACGCCCACAGCUGCUGCGUCCUGCUCGCGAGCGAUCGGUUCUACAAAGAUGGCAAGUGGCACCCGCGCAUUGACUACCAGCGCUUCUUUGAGCUGCUGGAGGAGCGGGGCGCCGACGGAGACUGGAAGCCCGAGGAUUACAUGGGCGAGGCGACGCCCGAGUGGGCUACCUGGGGCAAAGGCGGUUUCGACCCCAGAGAUGACAGAGUCGACAGGAAGGGCAGGAAAAUCGAGGCCUAG